Molecule: messenger RNA, 2258 nt
Organism: Phycodurus eques (leafy seadragon)
Lineage: Eukaryota; Metazoa; Chordata; Actinopteri; Syngnathiformes; Syngnathidae
Product: WAS/WASL-interacting protein family member 3-like
Molecular function (GO): actin binding
Source: RefSeq, a predicted model, not a curated record
CUGCAGCAAUCAAUAGUCCACUGUUCAUGUGCUCAGGGCUGCAUCGUAACCAUAAAAGAGAAGGAACUAAACCCCUUUCACAACUUUUUGCAGGUUUUUGCAGGUAGUUUUUCAGUUAAUGACAGACAGCCGAGCCGACCCGUCGGGUUAAAAAUAAAACUAUGAGGUCAGUUUGUUGCGCGCCUUCAAGCUGAGGACUUGCUGUAAGCAAGCAGGUGGACAGCUCACUCUUUGUGAAGGUGUAGCGGAAGCCUCCAAACAUGCCGUUACCCCCGCCACCUCCACCACCGGCGCCCCCUCCACCACCACCUCCCCCGCCACCCCCCAGCACUGCCCCUCCGCUAUUUCCAGUAGAGUCUCCUAGAGUCCAAUCUAGUGGAGGAGGUGGCAGGAUUGCUCUGUUAGCCGACAUCCAGAAGGGAGCCAGGCUCAAGAAAGUUACGCAGGUCAAUGACCGGAGUGCCCCAGUUGUGGACAAGCCCAAAGCUACAAGCGGAGACGUGUCCAACAAUGUUGGUGCCGCUCAGGGUUCAUUUGGAGGCACAGCACCCGUUGGGCCAUCCUUAGGUGGGCUUUUUGCGGGGGGGUUUCCAAGCCUAAGGCCGAUAGGGCAACGAGACUCGGCAGGCAAGACGCCAGUGUCCCGCUCGAGCUCCUCAGCUUCCCUCAAGCCGCUGUGGAACACGCCCGCUUUGGCCGACUUGAUCGGCCCCCUCGGAGAGGUCGGCCACCGUCCGCUCGCCUCCUCCUCGGCGCCACCCUCCCCGACUCACGGCAGCAAGCAUCUUGGUCCUCUCCCCUUGGACGCGCCCCCUCUGCCGACAACACCCGCACCUCCCUCUGCACCUCCUCCUCCACCACCCCUACCCCAAGCCUUCCACGACCGCCCUUCCAGCAAGCCUCCGCCCUCCUGCCCACCCCCUCUGCCCCCAUCUCAGGUCACAAAGCCCACCUGGCUCCCCAUCCAACACCACCAGAACGCCACCAACGGCCAACUCUCGACGCCACCCCCUCCUCCACCUUACAACCCUCCCUCUCUCCCUGGGGACCGCUCCUCUUGGGCCUUCUACCCUCUACCGCCCUCUGUUUUCCACUCUGAACCUGCAAGGUUUCCCAUUCUGCGUGACUAUAGCCCUCUAGGACCCCCACCCACACCUCCCCCUCUCCCAAGUUCAUACACCCCGAGCUGCCCAUCCAGUCUCCCGCCGCCCCCGCCCAGAAUUCCUGCAGUGCCUUCGCCGACCAUACGUUUUCUCCCGCCUUCAUACCCCUGCAACGCUCCAACCAGACGGCCACCUGCCGUGCCUAGAAGUGCAGGUGCCAGUCGUCUGGCUCCUCCUCCAGCUCCUCCGGCACGUUCACCCUCCACUGAGCUGUCCAGCCGAAUUCCUCCCCCUCCGCCGCCACCUCCCCUGCCCCCUUCCGGUGUCAGGAAUGGACACCUGCACAGUCUGGAUGACUUUGAAUCCAAAUUCCAGUUCCACCCUAUUGAAGAUUUACCUCCUCCAGAUGAAUUCAAGCCUUUCCCUCGCAUCUACCCAAGCAAAGAAAACAGAGUAAACCCUGCCCCCCAAGGGAUAAGGUCACACCUCAGAUGAGCUUCAUCCCGCACAAUUCCUGGAUACAAAGGUUAGGAAACCCUUGACAAUUACACAAGAGCCAAGGACUUUCAGUUUGGAGGCAGGCAUUGUGUUUGUGUGUAAAAUGUACCUCGUACUACAGUGUGUGGCCUCUGACCUUUUCUGGACUGGAAUGUUUUCAAUGUGAGUGAGAGGAGGGCUCUCCCUAAUCAUCGUCAUGAGCACAUACGCACAGUCUCUGGUGACUGCCUUUCAGGGGCUAUUCUGGACAUUGUUUCUCUGAAACGGUUUGAGCAUAUCAUCAUGUGCACAGGAAAUGAGUGAGAAUGAGACUGAUCUGCACAGUGGCAAAAUCUGCAGACAUUUUAAACUGAUUAUAGCUGAUAAAGACAUACACUAUGUGAUUGUUUACUAGAAACUAUUUUAAUAAUGUCAUUCUUCAAUUUUAACACAACCAAGUCUGCGUGAUUUUGGAUUCUUGCUGUGGUCAAUACUGUUGUAUGACAGGCUUUUCUAACAUAUUUGUGAAAUAGAAGUACCUUUAAUUGUAGAAUGUGGACUAUAAGUGGACUUCUACUGUGACUUUAUUUACUUGAUAUAAGGAUUCCUCUUUCAAAUGUACUAACCAGACCUGUGACAACAGUAACACCUCUUGGCCAUCAGGUGGUACUGUAAAUC